UUCAUCGGCGUUUCUGAGAGCUGGCAGCAACAAACUUUCGCAAAUUUCAAAGCGAUGUUCCCGUAGUGAUUCCGCAGUGAAAACGUGGAUUAUAUCAGGCUAAUUAUUUUGGAAUCGAUACAUUAAACUAUCUGGUAAAAACUUAUACAACAAAUUUCAAAAUGGCGCUGCCGUCAAAUUAUAAACAACACGUCCCAACUUCGACGCCCACUACGCAACGGCUCCGGCCGUCCGGGUCCAAUUCGGAAAGAAGCAACAAACCGGACACAUCCAGUCCGUUCAUGGUUAGCCCCCAUGGCAAUCCAGCGUUCACCCCACAGAAGUUGGGUAAAAUGGCCACUACAGCGGCGGAAAAAGUUUUGAAACCACCGAAGGCUCCGGAGAAGCCACUGAUGCCGUAUAUGCGUUACUCUCGGAAGGUGUGGGAUUCGAUUAAAUCUUCCAACUCCGAUUUGAAGCUGUGGGAGGUCGGAAAAAUUAUAGGGCAGCAGUGGCGAGAUUUGCCGGAAGGAGAUAAAGAAGAAUUUAUCACCGAAUAUGAAGCCGAAAAGUUGGAAUACGAAAAGAAUAUGAAAGCGUAUCACAACUCGCCGGCCUACUUGGCCUAUCUGACGGCCAAGAACAAAUCUAAACCGGAGGGAGAGGGGUCCGAAAGUAGCUCCCGGUCCGGGUCGAAAGGUAACCAACAAGAUCGCCGGAUCGAUAUUCAGCCGGCAGAAGACGAGGACGACCAGGAUGACGGCUAUUCUUUCAAACAUGUCGCCUACGCUCGAUUCUCCCGGAAUCAUCGUUUGAUAAACGAAAUAUUCUCGGAUGCUGUGGUCCCGGAUGUGCGCUCGGUGGUUACCACCCAACGUAUGCACGUACUCAAACGCCAAGUUCAAUCGCUGGCCAUGCAUCAAAUGAAACUACAACAUGAGCUUCAGCUCAUUGAGGAAAAGUUCGAAACUCGUAAGCGCAAAUUCAGUGAAUCUAGCGAGCAGUUUCAGGAGGAACUUAAAAAGCACUGCAAACCAGCAGUCGAUGAUGAAACUUUCCAGAAGAUGGUCGAGCGUCAAUACGAGAUGUUGAAACGAGAGAGAUUGCGUACCGUUGAAGAAACAAAGCCUCCCAUGGCGGCCACCGGACCGGGAGCGCCGUCAGCUUCCAAAUCAGAGGAUCAUUCUAUGGACACUUCUCCUUCGGCAGCGACAGCUGAACCAAUAUCGGAUCCCACUUCGACACCCAAAGCUCAAGAAGCUAGUUCCGCUAAGAAAGAUGAUAAAGACGAUGCAUCGAAAUCGGAAGAGCUGGGAAAAUCUAAAUCUUCCACCGAGGAAAAAGAAGUACCAAACGCCGGGCCUGUUCCGUUCCCUGGAGAACAUAAGCCUGUCCAUCCCGGUGGUCAUGAUCCAUCAGCACCGUCUGCUGCUCCAGUUUCUACACCAAUUCAGCAUGAUGUCUAUCGUCCUGCUCCACCUCACGUUCCAGCAGGUCCUGAACCGAAACCUGAAAUACCGUCAACUGUGGCAGCACCGGUGGCCCCUGCACCGAUUCCUACACCAGCAGCAUCAGCAACGCCACCCCCGGCAUCUCAGCACCACCAUGCACAAUCUUCAACUGCUCCCGCAGGUCCUCCACCAACUGCAGCUCCCUAUUCGCCUAAUCCUCCGCAUAGUGCUGAAUCUCACGUACCCCCACCGAAUGUCAAUGUUUCUCACCAUCAAGGACCACCACCACCCGGUCAUCAUAUGCCUCCGCACAUGCAACCCCAUCCGGGAAUGCCUGCUCAUUCUGGGUAUCCGGGUUAUCCACACGGAGGACCACCACGUCCCUACUAUCUUCCAUCUGGCUAUGGUGGCCAUCCCCAACCCUAUGGACAGUACGGGCACUACUCGUACCAUCAACAGUACGCACCACCGCCACCCGGACAGUACAUGCAAGGUCCACCACGUCCCGGUGGCCACAUGAGUCAUUAUGGGCCAGACCCACAUCACGGAGCUCCACCGGGUGACGGUCAUCAUCCACAUUCGCCGUAUGGCCCAGGACCCGCUCAAGCAGGUGCUCCACCACCACAAGCCGGUGGACCUGCUCCGCCACCAUCGGCAGCACCUGAACAUCCGAUUGAAACUCCUGAAAAGCCGGAGAAACCUGAGAAGACUCCGGCAAAGAAGAAGAAAUCGAGCAAGAAGGAAAACGAAAAGAAAGCUGCUGCUGCAGCUGCGGCCGCAGCCGCUGCAGCCGCUGCAGCUGCCCGUGACGAUUGAAAUGAAAACGAAACCUUUACUGAAUGUAACGAAGAAAUCAACUGAUUUGUCCAUUAUUAAUUGUGCUAAUUCGCUGUAAUACACAAAAUAUAUUAUUCGUGUCUAUUCUAUCGUAUUCCAAUAAAAUUGCUUUCUGAAA
This is a messenger RNA of Uranotaenia lowii, 2385 nucleotides long. RefSeq names its product SWI/SNF-related matrix-associated actin-dependent regulator of chromatin subfamily E member 1 (gene Bap111). Gene Ontology annotation, molecular function: nuclear receptor binding; nucleosomal DNA binding. The transcript has 4 exons. Gene Ontology annotation, cellular component: SWI/SNF complex. The coding region runs from base 162 to 2246 and encodes 694 amino acids. NCBI's taxonomy places the organism in Eukaryota, Metazoa, Arthropoda, Insecta, Diptera, Culicidae. Gene Ontology annotation, biological process: negative regulation of DNA-templated transcription. The record is from RefSeq and is a predicted model, not a curated record.